This is a messenger RNA of Paramecium sonneborni, 2704 nucleotides long. The record is from the annotation of a GenBank genome assembly. Lineage: Eukaryota; Ciliophora; Oligohymenophorea; Peniculida; Parameciidae.
AUGUUUGAAAAGCUUGGCUCUAAAUUAACUUCUAGAACAUUUGUUGGAAAUUCAAAUAACAAAAAUGAUGGUUGUGAAUUAUGCAACUAAACUUUUGAUUGGUAUUAACUAUUUAUUAAAAUUAUCAAAGGAAACAUAAAUAACAUUAAUGUAAAAGGUGUUUAAGGCAUGUAUGUUACAAUUGUGGUCCUGAUAAAGCUAUCAUUCCAUCUCAUGAUUUAAAAACUCCUCAUAGAAUUUGUAAGAAUUGUAAAGAUGAUUCAAAACAUCAAACUUAGUUGAUGGAUGUAGAAAAAUGCAAGUUUGGAUAAUUAUCAGGAAUUGGAAAAAGAUGGGCUUUUUUGGCUUAAGGAGAUGAGUAUUAAUUUAUUAAUUUUUAGUUUCUAAAUUGAAAAGUCUUAAGAAGAAUACUAAAAAUCCUUAUCAAAAAUUUUAAAAAAUUCCAGCAAUGAAAUAAAAUAAUAAAUUUCAGCUAAUCUAUAUAGAUUUUUUAAGGAGGUAUUUUUAUUGAUUCUAAAUUAUUUUAGAAUAAAAAAAGUUUAAAUUAUUCUUUAUAUGAUUGGAAUUAUAAAAUAUCUUAAGGAGAAUAAGAGAGUUAAUUAUAGCAAAAGAUAUCUAAUGUCUUACAUUGUUUUUUUACUACAAAUCCUGUUAAAUUAACUAGAAAUCUAGUUUUUAUAACUACAUAUAUCUUAUAUUUUUGUGAUGAAGCUAUAACUUUAAUAUUGUUAUCAUUUUUACAUUAAAAAGUACUACCUUCAAGAUUUCAAUAUCAUAAAUUAGAUGCAGAAGAAAACAAACCUAUUGAAUAAGAAGUUAAAUUUUUAAUGGAUUGCAUGGUAGAAUAAUCAAAUUCAACUCUUGAUCCUCUAAUUAAACCUAAAAUAAAGGAAUUUUUAGAUGCAUAUUCAACUGAUAUUCUAAUAAAUUUUAUGUUUAAUCACAUUGAAUUUUAUGUUGGAUAUUUUCUCUUCAAUUAAUUACUUAUUAAUAGAGAUGUAAUUAUUUCAUCUACUUAAUAUAGUUUUCUAUUUAUGAAAAAUUCUUAGCUAAUAUAUGUUUAUAAGCACAAAAGGCUAUUGUAGAAGCUUAAAUUGAUGAAAUACCACUUUAUAUAAUGAAGAACAUAUAAUUAGAAUAGCUUACAACAUUCUUAUAAUUUGAAGAUCAAUAGAAAAGAAAACAUAGAACUAGUUUAACAAGUAAAGAUUAAUUAAGCUAAUAAUCAUAAUUAAUUAUUUAAUAAUAAUAAUAGUCAUAAAAAGAGAAAGAAUAAUAAAGAAAUUCAAUCAAUAAUAGUUCAAUAGAAUAAUUAUUAGAUUUAUUUAUUGGAUUAGUGAAAGAUAUUUCAGAUUCGAAAAUAGAAUCCUAUAUAAUGAAUGAAAAAUAUGAUUCAAAUAAGAGUUAAAUUUAAGAAUUAUAUUAAGCAAUUAAAAAAUAAAAAGAAGAGUUGAUAAAUUUGAAAAACGCCGCUAUUACUUAUGGAAAAAUAGAUUAGGAUACAGAAUCUGAUUUUUAUAAUUCUAGAAUAUCAAGAAGUUCAAUAAAAUCAGAAAAUGCCGAUAAAGCAUUUAAUUAAAGAGAAUUAAAUGAAAAAAAUACUUAAAUUAGUGAGCUGGAAGAUAAAAUUAAAAAUUAAUAAAAAUUAAUUUAAAAAUAAAUUGAGCAACAAUAAUAAAUGGAAAUAGAUAAUUUCACAUCUGUAAGUAAUUUAAAGGCUCAAUUAUAAAACUAAUAAAAUAGUUAGCUAUUUAAAAAAGAAAAAGAAGAAAAAGAAGAAAUAAUAGUGAAAUUGUUUGAAUAAAAAGAAGAAAACUACAAGAAUCAAAUCUCUGAAUUGCAUUCAGAAAAUAGUAAUUUAAAGUUUUAAAUUAAUAAAUUAUAAAUUCAAUUAUAAUAGGUUUAGAAAAGUAAAAUUGAAUUUGAAAGCUAACUUAAAGAAAAGAUUAAUAGUUAAUAUGAAUAGGAGAUAUUAAAAUUAACAGAGGAAAGAGUGUCAUUAUUAAAAAAGACAAGUUUUUUAUAACAAUAAAUUUUGAAUUCUAAUAUAAAAUAGGAAGAAAGAGAUAAAGAAAUUUUAGAGCUUAAGUAAUAAUUUGAAGAAUAAAAAAAAAAUGCAGAUGAAAUGAGUUAAUUAUGUGCAAGAAAAAAUGAAUAAACAGAAAAAUUAAAUAAACAUAUAGAUGAGUUAAAUAUUCAAAUUUUGGGUUUGAAGAGAAAAGAUUUUGAUUAAAACUUUAAUUAAGUUCAGGUUUAAAACAAUAUUACAAAAGAAUUAUAAGAGAACAAUAUAUAAAUAAGAAACAGUCUUCUUUAAAAAGAAAAAGAAUUAUUUAAUUUGAAACAAAAGUUUGUAGAAGUGAAUUAAUUGAAAAUUGAAUAUUUUGAUAAAAUGUAGAAUUAUGAAAGAAUUAAUAAAGAAAUUAAUUAAACCCUAAAAUUGUAUGAAGAAAAGGAAAUUCAUUAAUUAAAAUCUUUUUAUGAAGAAAAAAUCUAAUUAUUAGAAUAAACUUAGGAAGAAUAAAUGAAUAGGUUGUUAUCAUAAUAUUAGUAAAAUUAACCAAAAGAGUAAGAGUAGAAAAUGACACAAUAAUAAUAAACUUUUAGAGAUAAUAAUUAACCAAUUCAAUAAUAAUAAUAAAUAAGUGAUGAGCAAUCAGGAGAAUAAAGUAAUGGAUAAGUUGAUGAUUGCUUAAUAUUUUGA